This is a messenger RNA of Populus euphratica (Euphrates poplar), 3401 nucleotides long. RefSeq lists its product as uncharacterized. Bases 17 to 3151 code for a protein of 1044 amino acids. The transcript has a single exon. The record is from RefSeq and is a predicted model, not a curated record. NCBI's taxonomy places the organism in Eukaryota, Viridiplantae, Streptophyta, Magnoliopsida, Malpighiales, Salicaceae.
ACAAAACUAAAAAGCCAUGGCCCAACCACCAUAUAUCGUUCGGAAACUACUGGUAGAAGUACUCGACGCACGGGAUCUUCUCCCCAAAGACGGUCAGGGAAGCUCCAGUGCCUAUGUCAUCGCCACCUUCGACGGUCAAAGAAAACGAACCUCCACAAAAUAUCGUGACCUCAACCCCGUGUGGAACGAGAACUUGGAGUUCAUCGUUUCUGACCCAAACAACAUGGAGUUCGAAGAGCUAGAAGUCGAGGUUUUUAAUGACAAGAGAUUCGGCAAUGGUAGCGGCCGUAAAAACCAUUUCUUGGGAAGGGUUAAACUGUAUGGCUCUCAGUUUUCUAAAAGAGGUGAAGAAGGGAUUGUUUACUUCCCUCUUGAGAAGAAAAGUGUGUUCAGCUGGAUAAGGGGAGAAAUCGGUCUGAGAAUUUGUUAUUACGAUGAGUUAGUUGAAGAGGAUCAGCAACAAGCUCCAGCUCCAUCGGGGAAGGAUGCAGAUACGUUACAACAUCAAGAGCUGCUAAAAUCCCCGGCAGUUAUUGAGGAGCAAGGCAGAGUUUUUGAAGUUCACGACUAUCACCACCCCCACCACCAACAUCUUCAUCAUAAUGGGACUCACUCGCCUCCUUCUGUGGUUAUCGAGGAGUCUCCACCGCCGGUGGUGCAGGUAAACUCGGAACCACCACUAGGUUCGCAACAAGUACCUCUUCCAGAGGAGCCGCAUUACGUGGAAACCCACACUCAGUACCAUCCAGAAGUGAGGAGGAUGCAGACUACGAGAGUCGCGUCCAGUGGUGAUAACAGAGUGAAGACAUUGAGGAGGCCAAUCGGAGAUUUCUCUCCUAAAGUAAUUUCUGGCAGAUUCAAGUCGGAAUCGACGGAGAGGAUCCAUCCUUACGAUCUUGUCGAACCAAUGCAGUAUUUGUUCAUCAGAAUUGUCAAGGCGCGUGGUUUAUCGCAAAACAAGAGUCCUAUCGUCGAGGUAAGGACAACAACUUAUCGUAUGAAGUCUGAACCAGCGAGUUACCGACCUGGUGCCUCACCGGAUUCGCCUGAGUGGCACCAGGUUUUUGCAUUGGGUCAUAAUAACAAGACUGACGGACAGCUCCCCAAUGCAGCUGGCAACCUAGAGAUCUCCGUUUGGGACGCACAUUCGGAGCAGUUUCUCGGCGGUGUUUGCUUUGAUAUCUCUGAAGUUCCGGUGAGGGAUCCACCGGACAGUCCGCUUGCUCCUCAGUGGUACCGAUUGGAAAGUGACGCCGCCGCUGAUCAGAGCUGUAAUAGGGUUUCUGGUGAUAUCCAGCUCUCUGUCUGGAUUGGGACUCAAGCUGAUGAUGCGUUUCCUGAAGCGUGGAGCUCAGACGCGCCUUACGUCGCUCACACGCGCUCAAAGGUUUACCAGUCCCCUAAGCUGUGGUAUUUGAGAGUGACGGUCAUUGAAGCUCAGGAUCUUCACAUUUCGUCCAAUCUGCCACCUUUGACUGUUCCGGAGAUCAGAAUCAACGCUCAAUUGGGAUUCCAAUCGGCGAGGACGAGGCGAGGGUCCAUGAGCAAUCAUAGUACGUCGUUCCGAUGGAUCGAUGACCUAGUUUUCGUCGCCGGCGAGCCGCUGGAAGAGUCAUUGAUUCUGCUAGUGGAGGACCGUACCACCACGGAAGCGGUACUCCUCGGGUACAUCAUAAUUCCCGUGAGCUCAAUCGAGCAACGGUAUGAUGAGCGCCACGUGGCAUCCAAAUGGUUCCCGUUGGAAGGAGGUGGUGACACUGGGGGAGCAGGAUGUGCUCCUGGCGGGUCCUGCCGUGGGAGAAUCCAUUUGCGUCUCUGUUUGGAAGGAGGGUAUCACGUGCUUGAUGAAGCGGCGCACGUGUGCAGUGAUUUUAGACCCACGGCUAAGCAGCUAUGGAAGCCAGCUAUUGGGGUUUUGGAGCUGGGGAUUUUAGGGGCUCGUGGGUUACUGCCCAUGAAACCCAAAGGAGGGGGCUCAGGUUCGACCGAUGCCUAUUGUGUGGCUAAGUAUGGCAAAAAAUGGGUCCGAACAAGAACUAUCAGGGAUAGCUUUGAGCCACGUUGGAACGAGAAGUAUACCUGGCAGGUCUAUGAUCCUAGCACUGUUCUCACCGUUGGCGUUUUCGACAAUUGGCACAUGUUUGGUGAAAUGUCUGAUGAUAAACCUGAUUGCCGUAUAGGGAAAAUCCGUAUACGAGUAUCUACAUUGGAGAGCAACAAGGUGUACAUGAAUUCGUAUCCUUUGUUGGUUUUAUUAAGAACCGGGUUGAAGAAAAUGGGUGAGAUAGAAUUAGCAGUUCGGUUUGCUUGCCCCAGUUUAUUACCGGAUACCUGUGCAGUUUAUGGGCAGCCAUUGCUUCCUAAAAUGCACUAUCUUCGGCCACUCGGGGUAGCCCAGCAAGAGGCAUUGCGUGGUGCCGCCACCAAAAUGGUUUCUUUGUGGCUUGCGCGGUCCGAGCCACCAUUGGGACCGGAGGUGGUCAGGUACAUGCUGGAUGCGGAUUCUCAUGCAUGGAGCAUGAGAAAGAGUAAAGCCAAUUGGUUUCGAAUCGUAGCGGUUCUUGCAUGGGCUGUCGGGUUGGCUAAAUGGUUGGAUGAUAUUCGAAGAUGGAGAAACUCGGUCACAACUGUAUUGGUUCAUCUUUUGUAUUUGGUGCUUGUUUGGUAUCCGGAAUUGGUAGUCCCAACAGGGUUCUUAUAUGUGUUCUUGAUUGGUGUUUGGUACUAUAGGUUCAGACCUAAGAUACCGGCAGGCAUGGAUAUCCGGUUAUCACAAGCAGAAACCGUUGACUCGGAUGAACUAGAUGAGGAAUUCGACACAGUACCAAGCAUGAAACCACCCGAAAUUAUAAGGGCCCGUUAUGACAGGUUAAGGAUGUUGGCAGCCCGAGUCCAAACAGUUUUGGGUGAUUUUGCAACCCAAGGGGAAAGGGUUCAAGCUUUGGUGAGUUGGAGAGAUCCGAGAGCCACAAAAUUGUUCAUAGCGGUGUGUUUGGCUAUAACAUUGAUACUAUAUGUGGUUCCACCAAAAAUGGUAGCUGUGGCCUUAGGAUUCUAUUUUUUACGACACCCAAUGUUUAGAGACCCAAUGCCUCCGGCUAGCUUGAACUUUUUCCGCCGGCUUCCGAGCUUAUCAGAUCGGUUAAUGUAGGUUUCGGAGAGUAAAAAAAUUACAGCUAUAGCAAUAGAAUAGUACGAGCAGCCCCAUUUGGGCACCGAAAUUUGGUGUGAUGGAGGGGAAUGUGAAGACAACUGUUUGAUGUCGAAAAAAGUUGUCCCAAAUAAACAUUUUGAGUGAAAAGUGGGACGAGAGUAAAAGGUAUGUCUUUUUUUUUUUUUUUAAGUGAUUGGAUAGGCCGAUUGAGGUUGAAAACUUGAAAUAAGAGAAAGGGGUUGGUGGG